UCAUCUAUCUAUCUAAUCUUCUUUUAUCUCAUUAUUUAAAAGUUCACAAUGUCUACUAGAAAGAGGAAGCAAGACGAGGAGCUCGUCGCUCUCCCAAGUGACGAGAGUGAGGAGGAAGAAGAGUAUGAAGACUCUGAGCCUGAGGAAGCUGCUGGCGAUGAAUCAGAGGAAGAGGAGGAGGAAGAAGAGCCAGAAGAUGACGAGGAACCUGAAGGCAUGUAUACUCUCUUUCUAUGCGCGAUUUUAUACUUCACCCCUGCAUUCCUGUCUCUAUUCUCAAUUCCUCGUAUCAAAGUUGUAGCAUAAACUAACAAUAUAUACCAGAAGCACCACCUGCCAAAAAGAAGCGCAAAACUGCUCCAGCACCAACGGAGAAAGUCCCCGUCGCCGCAGUUCCCGCCAAUAACGGCAACGGCAAAGCCAAAGCCCC
This is a messenger RNA of Mollisia scopiformis, 430 nucleotides long. RefSeq lists its product as uncharacterized. The record is from RefSeq and is a predicted model, not a curated record. NCBI's taxonomy places the organism in Eukaryota, Fungi, Ascomycota, Leotiomycetes, Helotiales, Mollisiaceae. The transcript is spliced from 2 exons. The annotation marks the transcript as partial.